AUGUUAUCAUUAAAAUAUCAUCUAUGGCAAAGAUUAUCUAUAUCUUUUCUUAAAUGUAAAAUUAAAAAGUAUGGAUAUUUGAGUAUACCAAGAUCAGGAGUAACAGUUUUAAUUCGAGGAUUUAGACAAUCCAAUAUACUUCUAUCAAAAUCUAUGAAAGUUGCAAUACUAGGUGCUAACAAUGAAACCGGAAGAUUUUUGUCCCUGUUACUUAAACGAUCCUCCCUGAUCGAUGAGAUCUCGCUAUACGAUAAGGAAACGACCGAGUAUCUCGCAUCUGAGCUCAAUCACGUUGACACGAGAUGCAAAGUCACGACGUAUCCACACAACGAGGAAUGCCUGACGCGAACGCUGCAGGAUGCAAAAGUAGUCGUAGCUGUAGCUGGAAAAAAUCUUCAAGGCGAAUCGACACCAACGGAAUUACUUGAGUCAAACGCCGAGAUCUUGUCGGAUUUACUACCGAACGUCAUUAGAAGCUGUCCUCGAGCAAUGUUAGCAAUCGCUAUGUACCCGGUUAACAGUUUAGUACCCGUGGCAGUAGAAAUGUAUAAAAAAGCUGGAAUCUAUGAAUGCAAACGUAUAUUUGGAGUGACCACUCUCGAUUGUGUAAGAGCAAAUAGUUUAGCAGCAGAAAUGAUUGGUAUAGCACCGGAAUGUGUCGUGGUACCGGUUAUUGGAGGAUGCUGUCCGUGUACUAGCAUCCCUCUCUUCUCUCAAAUGACACCACGCGUCAAUUUAUCAAUGCAAGAGAUGAAGAAUCUAACCAAUUUUGUGAGAAAAGCUGACGAAGACGUUUUAAAAGCCAAUUGUGGAUGUAACGUUUCGAUUUAUGCUUCGGCAUUUGCCACUGCUAGAUUUUGCAUUUCACUUUGCAAAUCUGUACGACAACAAAGAGGAGUAAUAGAAUGUGCUUACGUUCGUUCUUGCGUGAUACCAGAAGUUACGUACUUUGCUUCUCAACUUGAAUUAGGUCCAGACGGUAUUCAAAAGUACCUUGGCAUCCCACCUCUUAACAAAAACGAAUGUAAACUCUUGCUCGAAGCUAUACCUGUUUUAAGAGAAGCUAUUAAUCAAGGCGAGACUUUAGCUCUUGGAUCUAAAUCAAUAUCCUCAGAGAAGUGUCCCAUUUAUCCUGACGUUUGUCAUCGUGCGUUCACCCCAUCACACAUUCGUCGAAUUUAA
Polistes dominula (European paper wasp) is the source of this 1182-nucleotide messenger RNA. Its product is annotated as malate dehydrogenase, mitochondrial. Gene Ontology annotation, molecular function: L-malate dehydrogenase (NAD+) activity. The record is from RefSeq and is a predicted model, not a curated record. Gene Ontology annotation, cellular component: mitochondrion; cytoplasm. Gene Ontology annotation, biological process: tricarboxylic acid cycle. NCBI's taxonomy places the organism in Eukaryota, Metazoa, Arthropoda, Insecta, Hymenoptera, Vespidae.